Molecule: messenger RNA, 1509 nt
Organism: Sorex araneus (European shrew)
Lineage: Eukaryota; Metazoa; Chordata; Mammalia; Eulipotyphla; Soricidae
Product: cytochrome P450 2F2-like
Exons: 10
Coding region: 1-1509 (502 amino acids)
Biological process (GO): xenobiotic metabolic process
Cellular component (GO): cytoplasm; intracellular membrane-bounded organelle
Molecular function (GO): iron ion binding; heme binding; oxidoreductase activity, acting on paired donors, with incorporation or reduction of molecular oxygen, reduced flavin or flavoprotein as one donor, and incorporation of one atom of oxygen
Source: RefSeq, a predicted model, not a curated record
AUGGGGAAGUCGCGAGCCCAGAAGGACACGAUGGUCACGGGCAUUGUAGCUCUGCUGUUGCUGUUGCUGCUACUGGCAUUAGCCAGGCGCGGUGGGGGGGCGCGGGGCAAGCUAGGGGCCCUACCCCCAGGGCCCACGCCGCUCCCGCUGCUGGGAAACCUCAUGCAGCUGGAGUCGGGGCGCCUGGACCGUGCAUUGAUGGAGCUCUCCGGCCGCUGGGGCCCGGUGUUCACGGUGUGGCUGGGCCCGCGCCCCGCAGUGGUGCUGUGCGGCUACGCAGCGCUGCGGGACGCGCUAGUGCUGCAGGCGGACACCUUCUCCGGCCGCGGGACACUGGCAGUCUUCGAACGCUUCACGCGCGGAAACGGCAUCGUGUUUUCUAACGGGCAGCGCUGGCAGAGGCUGCGCAAUUUUGCAAUCGGAGCGCUCAAGGAGUUCGGCCUGGGUACGCGGACCAUCGAGGAGCGCGUCCUGGAGGAAGCGGCAUGUCUGCUUGAGGAAUUCCAAGCCACCAAUGGGGCCCCGUUGGACCCCCGGAGGCUGCUCGAUAGCGCCGUGGCAAACGUUAUCUGUUCCGUGGUGUUCGGGAACCGCUAUGGCUAUGAGGACCCGGAGUUCCUGAGGCUUCUGGAUCUCUUCCUUGAUAACUUCCACAUCAUGAGCACUAGAUGGGGAGAGAUGUACAACAUUUUCCCUUCCCUGAUGGACUGGCUUCCCGGCCCCCACCACCAAAUCUUCCGAAACUUCGCCGAGCUGCGGGUCUUCAUCUCCGAGCAAAUCCAGCGGCACCGGGAGACGCGGCAAGCUGGAGAGCCCCGGGAUUUCAUCGACUGCUUUCUCGACCAGAUGGAUAAGGAACAGGACCACCAGGACACCUAUUUCCAUGAGGAGUCCCUGGUGAUGACCACGCACAAUCUUUUCUUCGGGGGCACCGAGACCACGAGCACCACCCUGCGUUAUGGGCUCCUCAUUCUGCUCAAGUACCCAGAGGUGGCAGCCAAGGUGCAGGCUGAGUUGGACUCCGUGGUGGGUCGCAGCCGCACCCCGAGCCUGGAUGACCGCCAGCGCCUGCCCUACACCAAUGCUGUGCUGCACGAGAUCCAGCGUUUCAUCAGCGUGCUGCCCCUGGGGCUGCCCCGCGCCGUCACCCGAGACACCCACCUGCGAGGCCACUUCCUGCCCAAGGGCACCUACGUGAUUCCUCUGCUGGUGUCUGCUCACUGGGACCCCAGCCAGUUCAAGGACCCUGAGCACUUCAACCCUGGCAAUUUCCUGGAUGAUAAGGGCGAGUUCCAGGGCAAAGACGCCUUCAUGCCCUUUGCCCCAGGCAAGCGGAUGUGCCUGGGUGCAGGCCUGGCCCGGUCCGAGAUCUUUCUUUUCUUCACGGCCAUCCUGCAGAGGUUCAGCCUGCGCCCCGUUGGGAGCCCGGCCAAUAUCGACCUCACCCCACAGUGUACCGGCCUGGGCAACUUGCCCCCAGCCUUCCAGCUCCACCUGGUGGCCCGCUGA